Molecule: messenger RNA, 3705 nt
Organism: Xiphophorus maculatus (southern platyfish)
Lineage: Eukaryota; Metazoa; Chordata; Actinopteri; Cyprinodontiformes; Poeciliidae
Product: transitional endoplasmic reticulum ATPase-like
Exons: 18
Coding region: 551-2983 (810 amino acids)
Biological process (GO): retrograde protein transport, ER to cytosol; mitotic spindle disassembly; autophagosome maturation
Cellular component (GO): VCP-NPL4-UFD1 AAA ATPase complex; cytosol; nucleus
Molecular function (GO): ATP binding; polyubiquitin modification-dependent protein binding; ATP hydrolysis activity
Source: RefSeq, a predicted model, not a curated record
UAAAAACAGAAAUGGCUGAUCCGGGAGACGACACAAAACACAGCUUCCAUUUUGAGGAGAAAAGGAAAUCUAUAUGCAGAAUUUAUUUGGGCGCAUGAAUAUUCAGCAGCUGCUGCGAGCAGCUGAGCUCUCGGUUUUACAUUUUUGCAGGCGAGGAGCGAGGGGUAGGAGGAAACCUCACACUGUCUGCGCUGCGCGCUUUGGGACGCUCUCCAAGGUAAAGUGCCUGGGAUCCCUGGCGCUCAUGUUGGGGUUAUAACAGGAGACGCAGACGGACGUGUUUAUGCCACACAGGCAGAGUGCGGCUCCUGCAAACAUGAAGACUGGAGACAAGUGAGGGGGAAAAAAAAAAGAAAAAGAAAUAAAUAAAGCAAAAGGCCGGGAGUCUCAGCUGGGAACUUUUUGGCCUCUGAAGAACAAAAGCAGCUCACCAAAGACCAAAAAGAUCAGACAGAAAGCUCGAAGCUUUGAAACAUAAGGGACCGACUGUUGGAUAUUCUGCAGCGUAAAAUUGAGCUUAUCUGAAUCUCCAAGACGAAGGAGAGAAGACAUGCCAGGCCCGGGAGGAGCAGAGCCGAAGGGAGAGGAUUUCUCCACCGCCAUCCUGAAGGAGAAACACAGACCCAACAGGCUGAUUGUGGACGAAGCGCUCAACGAGGACAGCAGCAUCGUCAGCCUGUCGCAGAAUAAGACGGAGGAGCUGCAGCUCUUCCGCGGCGACACCGUGGUGCUGAGAGGACGGAAGCGACGGCAAACCGUGUGCAUCGUCCUGACGGAUGACACCUGCGGGCACGAGAGGAUUCGGAUGAACAGGGUGACGCGCAACAACCUGCGAGUUCGCCUCGGUGAUGUCAUCAGCAUCCAUGCCUGCCCUGACAUCAAGUAUGGGAAAAAGAUCCACCUCCUCCCCAUUGACGACACUAUUGAGGGCCUGACAGGGAACCUCUUUGAAGUUUUCCUCAAGCCGUACUUUCUGGAGGCGUACCGGCCAGUACACAAAGGUGACAUUUUCUUGGUGAGGGGAAGCAUGAGAGCUGUAGAGUUCAAGGUGGUGGAGACGGACCCGAGCCCUCACUGCAUCGUUGCCCCAGACACUGUCAUCUACUGCGAAGGAGAGCCGAUAAAAAGAGAGGAUGAAGAGGAGAAUCUGAACGAUGUCGGGUAUGACGAUAUCGGCGGCUGUCGGAAGCAACUCGCUCAGAUCAAAGAGAUGGUGGAGCUUCCUCUCCGGCACCCAGGGCUCUUCAAGGCGAUCGGAGUUAAGCCCCCCAGAGGCAUCCUGCUUUAUGGCCCUGCAGGUACAGGGAAGACCCUUGUGGCCCGAGCGGUCGCCAAUGAAACCGGCGCCUUCUUCUUUCUAAUCAACGGUCCCGAGAUUAUGAGUAAGUUGGCAGGGGAGUCUGAAAGCAACCUAAGAAAGGCGUUUGAGGAGGCAGAGAGCAAUGCUCCGGCCAUCAUCUUCAUCGAUGAGCUGGACGCCAUCGCUCCCAAGAGAGAGAAGACUCACGGCGAGGUGGAGAGGCGCAUCGUGUCCCAGCUCCUGACCCUGAUGGAUGGGCUGAAGCAAAGGGCUCACGUGGUUGUGAUGGCGGCGACGAACCGGCCGAACAGCAUCGACUCCGCUCUGAGACGCUUCGGCAGGUUUGAUCGAGAGAUCGACAUUGGGAUCCCAGACUCCACCGGCAGGCUGGAGAUCCUGCAGAUCCACACCAAGAAUAUGAAGCUGGCAGACGAUGUCGACCUGGAAAAGAUCGCCACGGAAACACACGGACACGUGGGCGCCGACCUCGCCGCUCUGUGCUCAGAAGCUGCUCUGCAGGCAAUCCGCAAGAAGAUGACGCUCAUCGACCUGGAGGACGAGACUAUCGAUGCUGACCUGCUCAACUCUCUGGCCGUCACCAUGGAUGAUUUUCAGUGGGCCCUGAGUCAAAGCAACCCAUCAGCUCUGAGGGAGACCGUAGCAGAGGUUCCUCAGGUCAACUGGGAGGACAUCGGUGGUCUGGACGAGGUCAAACGAGAACUCCAAGAGCUUGUUCAGUAUCCAGUGGAGUAUCCUGACAAGUUCCUGAAGUUUGGGAUGACGCCGUCCCGUGGGGUGCUGUUCUACGGCCCGCCGGGCUGCGGAAAAACACUCCUGGCGAAGGCCAUCGCCAACGAGUGCCAGGCGAACUUUGUGUCCAUCAAAGGGCCUGAGAUGCUCACCAUGUGGUUCGGAGAGUCGGAGGCCAAUGUCAGAGAUGUGUUUGACAAGGCCAGGCAGGCGGCCCCCUGCAUCUUGUUUUUUGACGAGUUGGACUCCAUCGCGAAGUCCCGAGGAGGCGGGGCGGGGGACGCCGGCGGAGCCGCGGACAGAGUCAUCAACCAGAUCCUCACCGAGAUGGACGGCAUGUCAGACAAGAAGAACGUCUUCAUCAUCGGCGCCACAAACAGACCUGACAUCAUAGACCCGGCCAUCCUGCGGCCGGGCCGUUUGGACCAGCUCAUCUACAUCCCGCUUCCAGACAAACCCUCUCGCACAGCAAUACUGAAAGCCAACCUGCGCAAAUCACCCAUUGCCCGGGACGUGGACCUGGACUUCCUCUCUGGGAUCACUGAGGGUUUCUCCGGAGCCGACCUGACGGAGAUCUGCCAGCGCGCUUGUAAGCUGGCCAUCCGGGAGGCCAUCGAAGCCGAGAUCAAGGCUGAGCGUCAGAGGCAGAGCAGACCAGGAAUCCCCAUGGACGAGGACUUCGACCCAGUCCCAGAGAUCAGGAAGGACCACUUUGAAGAAGCCAUGCGCUUCGCUCGUCGCUCUGUCAGCGACAACGACAUCCGCAAAUACGAGAUGUUUGCUCAGACUCUGCAGCAGAGCCGAGGUUUCGGGAACUUCAGGUUUCCGUCUGCUACGGGAACCCGGUCUGGAGGUCAGGGGUCGGGGCCAGGUUCUGGAUCGGAGAGGCCGGGUCUGUACAGAGAGGAAGGGGAUGACGACCUCUACCAGUGAUGAUGAUGGUUUGAUACCAGAAGAGAAGCAAGAGGUCAAAUGAAAAGUGUUUGUCUAAAUCUCUGUGACUGAUAGAAACUAUAAAAUUUUUACAAUGAAAUGUAAAAGCAUAAAGAUACAGUGACUGUUUUGAGUAAUGGUAAAUAAAUGUUGAUUUGUUUUUUGUUUUAUUUGCAUUACAUUACUUAUUGUAAUGCAAAUAAACUUCAUAACAUUCAGGAUGUUAUGAAGAGAAGAUAAACUGGCCUCUUGUCCAGUCAUCCAGUCUUUUGCAUUAAUAUUAAUUUUUCAUGUCGUGUCGGAUGUCGAGUCAUUUUGAAAAAAAUACUAUGUAUGUAUGAAAAUACUUUGUGCUGAAAUAAUAAAGAUAAAUAUGAUGGCCUACCUCCAAACAGAUGGUAAUUUCUCUGCUUCAGUACAUUAGUGAUACUUGUUUACAUUAGACAUAUUCAUUAUCCUUUAAAAUGUGUUCCAGUGAUCUCAGUGAUUUAACACAAAACAUAAAACCAAAGAUUUGAUUUUUUUGUGUCCAGAGAUUAUUAUAAAAAUAUUUUAAGUAAGUGAAACAGAAAACGAGUCACCAAUAAACCCAUCAUACCUCAUAAAACAUUCUGAACAACCUCUUUACCUUGUCUUAUGUCACUAUUUGUUUUAAAUGCUGCUGUUUCUGAAUUGAUUGAUAUUUCAUUUAGUCAUUUCUCAAAAACAAAAAACUGUCUUUC